GGAGGAAAACUAGAGAUUGUGGGACGAGGUGAGAGAAUGAGAGGGUAAGAGAGAGAAUGGAUUUUCAUAAAUGGAGAAGGGAGAGAGACUACACCCCUUAAACACUAUCCCAAGAGAUACUGUUAGCAUAACCACCUUUCAAACACCAAACUCCUUUUAAGCUUAUGAACAAUGGGUGUGUGGCUUACAUGUUUUCCCAAAACCUUUAUCACAAUUGGGUUUCUAUGUGGUUAUAUCACCUUAACUCCCUUAAACCAUAGCCGUUUCACCAUCAAGAGCAUUCUCCAUCACCAAAGGCCUUGACGAAUACACUUCUACCACUUUUUCCGAGAAAACAGUUGCCCUAUUUUCUCUUUAAUCAAGUCCUACCUGGCACCAGGUUCAACCAUCUGAACACUUUUCCGCCUCUGCUCCGAUCCUCAGCAUUCCCAGAAACCACAUUAUGCUUCUCCCUCAUAUUCUCAUUCCCGUUCACUCCACUCUCUCCUAUCCACUCUUCAUCCUCUCAGUAGAUGAAAAUAACGGGAUUCCAUUAGCAGCUCAGUGUUGAUGAUGGAGGAAGUAGGCAAUAGUGCAAUACAAGGUCAAAAGCAGCAUAGAAGCAAACAACUUUGUGAGUUGAAGCACAAACCUCCAAAUAGAACUGAUCCUCCAUGUUCGCUUCGAUCCAAGGGAUGCAAGGUACAUUUGAUUCAGCUACAUAUGAAGUAGAUCGUCAAGGAGAAGAGGAAGCUAAGGUGCGAGUUUGGAAGUGGUGCGAAGACCACCACCACCGAAUCACAAAACCGUGGGAUAGGAAGCCUUUGGUGGUGAUAUGAUUUAGAUCCGGUGUGAAGCCACUCCGACUAAGCAGUCUAACAAGGAGUAGCAACAGUGACACCUCAAAUAGGGAGCAGCAGCGAGAAGCAGAAACCUCUAAGAGAGAGCAGAGACGCUAAAUAUUUUAUUUCAUUUCAAUUUUAUAUAUUCCAAGCAUUUCAAUUUUUCCCUUUUGAAAAACAACUUCUGCUAAUCAAAUAUUAGAAUACCCUAUAUAAUAUAAUUAAUUUAUCUAUCCGGUAUCGCGCCCAUCUGACUCUAGUUGCAAUUUAUUUCAUUUAUGUUCUCUUUUACUAACUACUAGUUAUUGCAGAGAGAAAAUGUAGAGCAACAAGAUCGUGAAGGAUGAAUGAAGUAUGGCUGCUUUUAUACCGAUACCUGAUUUUUUGCAACAACGUUUGAUCGACGCAGCAAUUGACUUUGUAAAGAAUCAAUGUGAUUACGUGUGGGAUUAUGAGACAAGAUUCGUGGAGCUAAGGAAUGCUGCAGAGACUCUCAAGAAAGAUAAAACAUGGGUGCAGGAUAAAGCCAAGGAAGAAGAAGGCCGAUAUGGAAGAGCAAUAUAUGAUUAUGUUCAUAAGUGGUUCGCCCAGGUGGAUGACGUUGUUGCUGAAUAUGACAAGUUCAAACGAGAACACGAUAGCAAUGAUGGGUAUCCCCUUGCUAUUCCUAACGUGCAGAAAAGGCAUCAUCGCAGCAAAAUAGCAGAGGAAAUGAAAGUGAAGGUUGAAGAAGUGCAAAAGGACAAGCCUGAUGGUAUAUCUCACUGGCAGGGCCCACUUUCCAUGGGGUUUGCGCUUCCUACUGUUGACUAUGAAGAGCUCCAAUCGAGAGUAGAAACUAUGAAUGAAAUCACUAAAGCACUGGAAGACUCGAGUGCUACAAUGAUCGGUAUUCACGGGCUAGCUGGUAUGGGGAAGACCACUUUGGUCAUAGAAGCCGCUAACAGAGUUCAAAAUCGAGAAUCUAAAGUAUUCGAUGUGGUGAUUAUGGCAAACGUGGGCAAAAUUCUAGACAUCAGAAAGACCCAAGGGCAGAUAGCUGACAUGUUGGGGAUUAUAUUACAGGAGGAGAGUGAAUAUGCAAGAGCGAUCCGCAUCAAAGAGAAAUUGAAGAAAGAGAAGAAUGCUCUUAUAAUCCUUGAUGACGUGUAUGCAAAAAUUGACUUGGAUAUGUUGGGGAUUCCAUCACAGAGUGCUGAUGACAAGCAAAAGAAUCUCCUUCUCAAAGAAGGAAAAUCUUUUGGCAAUGUGGAUCAAACUAAGGCGGAGACAAACCAAACCGAUGGACCCUCUUUUAUGAAACAGAAUACAUUAUCAGAGGAUGCCAAAACAGAAGACACCUCCAUUGGUUCUAGUAAAUUGAAAGCAGAAGAAAAUUACAAAGGGUGUAAGGUUUUGCUGAUUUCUGAGGUGAAACAAGUCUUGAGCCAAAUGGAUGUGAAACCAAAUUACAUGUUCCUCGUGAACACCAUAAAUGUUGAUGAUGCAAAGAAAUUGUUCAUGACAAAAGUUAGAAUAGACUACAAAAACUCUGAGCUCGAAUAUCUAGCAGCUGAAAUCGCCAAGAAGUGUUACGGCUUGCCCAUGUCAAUAGUCACAACUGCAAAGGCAUUGAAAAACCAAAACCACUUAAAACGCUUGAAAGGCAGAAGCUGACCGGAACACCCGAGUAUUCUACAAAGUUGAGUUACCAACUUCUAGAAAAUGAGGAGCUCAAGUUUACCUUCUUGCUUUGCGCUUGUAUGGGCCAAGAUGCUUUAGUUUCAGACUUGGUGAGACUAUGCAUUGGUCUUGGUUUUCUUGAAGGCA
Messenger RNA from Arachis duranensis, 2630 nucleotides. Its product is annotated as probable disease resistance protein At4g27220. The record is from RefSeq and is a predicted model, not a curated record. Gene Ontology annotation, molecular function: ADP binding. Lineage: Eukaryota; Viridiplantae; Streptophyta; Magnoliopsida; Fabales; Fabaceae. The transcript has 2 exons. The coding region runs from base 1176 to 2477 and encodes 433 amino acids.